This is a messenger RNA of Camelina sativa (false flax), 1578 nucleotides long. The record is from RefSeq and is a predicted model, not a curated record. Lineage: Eukaryota; Viridiplantae; Streptophyta; Magnoliopsida; Brassicales; Brassicaceae.
CGUUCUAAGGAUCUUUGUCCGCUUCUAAAAGCAAAUCUGUAAACCGUACUUGACACCAAAAAAAAACGAAUUUUCCCAAAACUUAAAAAUAAAUAAAAAGAAUCAAUCUUCUUCUUCUUCAUCAUCGUAUAUCACGACCUCUGCCUCUUGGUCUCUCUCAAAAGUCAUAUUUAAUCUCUGUCUCAAUCUCUUGUAGCUUUCAGAUCUUUUCUUCUGUGCUGAUCCCUCAACAUAAAUUUAAUUGAAGGUUCUUUUUUUUUUUUUGUGUUGCUUUUUAAAUAAGGUAACCAUUAUAAAGAAAAUUGAGAUAUUCUCUGUGUUGCUUCUUCUUCUUUACCCUCUUCUUGUUUCUAAUCAAAAUCCUCUAAAGUUUUCUCCUUUUGGUUUUGUUUCUAAAUUUUGGAGUAAUCUUUGUUUGUGGGGUGCUUUUUUAGUAAAAAAAUGAAUCGGAGGCAGCAAGUAAAGCGUAGAGUAGGUAAAUAUGAAGUUCCUGAAAAUUUACUAUUGGAUGCCUAUGGAAACCUCAAGAUCUCAGAUUUUGGAUUAAGUGCUUUGUCUCAACAAGUCAGGGAUGAUGGUCUCCUUCAUACAUCUUGUGGAACUCCGAACUACGUUGCUCCUGAGGUUCUCAAUGAUAGAGGCUACGAUGGAGCAACGGCUGACAUGUGGUCAUGCGGUGUUAUACUCUAUGUUCUGCUUGCAGGUUACUUGCCUUUUGAUGAUUCUAAUCUAAUGAAUCUUUAUAAAAAAAUUUCAUCUGGUGAAUUCAACUGUCCUCCGUGGCUCUCACUUGGCGCCAUGAAACUGAUCACUCGAAUCUUGGAUCCGAACCCAAUGACUCGUGUAACACCACAAGAGGUAUUUGAAGAUGAAUGGUUCAAGAAAGAUUACAAGCCUCCAGUGUUCGAGGAUAAGGAUGAUUCAAACAUGGACGAUAUUGAUGCUGUUUUCAAGGACUCCGAGGAACAUCAUGUUACUGAGAAGAAAGAAGAGCAACCAGCAGCAAUCAAUGCAUUUGAGAUCAUCUCAAUGUCAAGGGGGCUUAACCUAGAGAAUCUGUUUGAUCCAGAACAGGAGUUUAAGAGGGAAACAAGGAUAACACUGAGAGGAGGCGCGAAUGAGAUCAUUGAGAAGAUAGAAGAAGCUGCAAAGCCUCUCGGUUUUGAUGUGCAAAAGAAGAACUACAAGAUGAGGCUUGAGAAUGUCAAGGCUGGGAGAAAAGGAAAUCUCAAUGUGGCGACAGAGAUAUUCCAAGUAGCGCCAAGUCUUCAUAUGGUUCAAGUAUCGAAAUCGAAAGGAGACACCCUCGAAUUCCACAAGUUCUAUAAGAAGCUCUCUAGUUCUCUGGAGCAAGUAGUCUGGACGAACAACGAAGCUAAGAAAGAAACAAGAAAGUGAUGUAUGAAUUGUUUUUAUCUUCUGGGACAAAACCUUGCUUUGUUUGUUUAUGAGCUUUUUGCUUUUCCGGCUACUGUUUGGAUGAUGACAAGGGGAGUGGGAUUUAAUUAGUUUGUGUUAGAAAAAUGUAAAUACAAAACCGCAUUGAUCUCUUAUUCUCUUAACGUUUUCUUAGCUACC